Molecule: messenger RNA, 1748 nt
Organism: Gastrolobium bilobum
Lineage: Eukaryota; Viridiplantae; Streptophyta; Magnoliopsida; Fabales; Fabaceae
Product: beta-glucosidase 11-like
Exons: 13
Coding region: 272-1552 (426 amino acids)
Biological process (GO): carbohydrate metabolic process
Molecular function (GO): beta-glucosidase activity
Source: RefSeq, a predicted model, not a curated record
UGAGCAGUAUGGGGUUGAUGUUGAAGGUGUUUGCUUUGACAACAGUGUUAGUAUCGGUGCUCCCUUCUGCUUAUACCUUCACCAGAUAUGACUUCCCUUCUGACUUUGUGUUUGGUGCAUCAACCUCAGCUUAUCAGGUGCUGCAAAUGAAGAUGGCAGGAAACCAAGCAUAUGGGAUACCUUCGCCCAUGCUGGAAAUGGGAAUAAAUACGAAGGUGAUGGAGAUGUAGCAUGCGAUCAAUAUCAUAAAUAUAAGGAAGAUGUCCAACUCAUGGCCAACAUGGGUUUAGAUGCCUAUAGAUUUUCCAUAUCAUGGUCAAGACUUAUUCCGGAUGGAAAAGGACAAGUUAAUCCCAAGGGAUUGCAGUAUUACAACAACCUUAUCAAUGAACUGAUAAGCCAUGGAAUUCAAGCACAUGUUACAUUACAUCAUUGGGACCUACCACAAACACUUGAGGAUGAAUAUGGAGGAUGGGUUAGUCGAAGAAUUGUGAAAGACUUCACAACAUAUGCGGAUGUGUGCUUCAGAGAAUUUGGUGACAGAGUUAAGUAUUGGACCACAGUCAAUGAGGCCAAUGUGUAUGCAAUGGGAGGCUAUGGUUCAGGAGACUUACCACCUCAGAGGUGUUUACCUUCGGAUAAAGCUAACUGCAGCAGGGGAAAUUACUCAACUGAGCCUUAUUUGGCAGCCCAUCAUAUGUUGUUAGCACAUGCAUCAGCUGUUAGAUUGUACAGGAAGAAAUACCAGGACAAGCAGCAUGGCUUUAUUGGGUUUAAUCUACUUACUUUUGGCCUUGUUCCUCGAGCAAAUACUAGUGAAGAUAUAAGUGCCACUCAAAGGGCCAAAGAUUUCCUAAUUGGGUGGUUUCUAAAUCCCUUCACUUUUGGAGAUUACCCUGAUAUAAUGAAAAAGAAUGCUGGCUCAAGGCUUCCUUCCUUCACCCAAAAGGAAUCAAAUCUGGUCAAGGGCUCAAUAGACUUCUUAGGAAUAAACUUUUACCACACGUAUUAUGUUAAGAACAGUCCUGGCAGCCUGCAGAUGGAAGAUAGAGAUUACCAUACAGAUAUGGCAGCGGAACUUGAAAGACUUGCUCAAAAGGAUGCACCUACAUAUGAGAUCCCAAUUACAACCUGGAGUUUGCAAGGGGUGCUAGACUCAUUGAAGGAUGUUUAUGGAAAUUUUCCAAUUUACAUACACGAAAAUGGACAACAAACACUUCGAAAUUCAUCAUUGGUUGACUGGUCAAGGGUGAAGUACUUGCAUGAAUAUAUUAGGAGCAUGCUUGAUGCACUAAGGAGUGGAUCGAAUGUAAAAGGUUAUUUUGCAUGGUCCUUCUUGGAUGCAUUCGAGUUAUUGACUGGAUAUGAAACAAGUUAUGGCCUAUACUACAUAGAUGUGAAAGAUCCAAGCUUGAGGAGGCAACCUAAGCUUUCUGCUGAAUGGUACUCAAAUUUUCUGAAUGGGAGGUCUAUGGACCCAAAGGUCACCAAGGAAAUUGAGAACAAUGCACUUGUGCUAUCACACACUCCCUUACUGCAUAAUGCUGCUUAAAGUGAUAUAGAUUAUAGACAAGUAAAAAUAAUUUCGGAUACUCUUGGGGUGACAAUUUUCUACUUUGUGUUAGCAUGUGCAGAAUAAAAUGACUGUCUAUUGGACUAUUAUGAAUUAAAAACUGUUGGAGAGAAUAUCUUUAGGAUAUCUUUAUUAUUUAUAGAGAUCUAUUUCCUUAUUUUAUUAGGAUUAUGUU